This is a messenger RNA of Oncorhynchus kisutch (coho salmon), 5772 nucleotides long. RefSeq names its product SLIT-ROBO Rho GTPase-activating protein 2. Bases 424 to 2196 code for a protein of 590 amino acids. The transcript is spliced from 10 exons. NCBI's taxonomy places the organism in Eukaryota, Metazoa, Chordata, Actinopteri, Salmoniformes, Salmonidae. The record is from RefSeq and is a predicted model, not a curated record. Gene Ontology annotation, molecular function: protein binding.
UCUGACUCUAGGAGGAAGAGCAGAGAGCCACGGAACCAAGCCAUCCUCCAAUCGUCGUGGUUACAGCCACUCACUGAAGGACUAAACUUUUUGGGAGUCUCCUCAUCCGGCCGUGCUGGCUGACUGGUUAUUGUUGGUUUAGGGGAAUGCAUCUCUCCUCUGUUUGCUCUAUAAACGGGUUUGGGAACGCAUUGAGGAAGGGGUCCACACGAAUGGGAAUACGGCAGCGCCAAACUCUUGCAAUGCGGCCAGAGUGAAGGGGGUAGAAGACAAUACCAUUCCACGGGCUGUGGGGCUGCUCGCUAUCAAUAUUUCAGUGGGGUCUGCUUCCAAGCGAAUAGUUACAGUUCCAUUUUUUUCUCUCUGAUUGCUCCUAUAACCCAUUAUUGCGACGAAUAGUGUUUUUGAUUAGAAGAACAAGCCAUGACGUCUACGGCCAAAUUCCGAAAGGACAAGGAGAUCGUAGCCGAAUAUGAGACUCAAGCCAAAGAGAUCCGUGCCCAGCUGGUGGAGCAGUUGAAGUGUCUGGACCAGCAGUGUGAGCUGAGGGUGCAGCUGCUGCAGGACCUGCAGGACUUCUUCAGGAAGAAGGCGGAGGUGGAGAUGGACUACAGUCGUAACCUGGAGAAACUGGCCGAGCGGUUCCUUACGAAGACACGCAGCACCAAGGACCACCAGCUCAAGAAGGAGCAGAGUGUGCUGUCUCCAGUCAACUGUUGGAACCUGCUGUUGACUCAGGUGAAGAGAGAGAGCCGAGACCACGCGACCCUCUCUGACCUCUACCUCAACAACAUCAUACCGCGCUUCGCCCAGGUCAGCGAGGACUCCGGACGACUCUUCAAAAAGAGUAAGGAGGUCGGCGUUCAGCUUCACGAGGAUCUGAUGAAGGUUCUGAACGAGCUCUACACGGUAAGGCUGUCUCCUCACACACCAGGGAGAGAUCCCCUACUGGGAGGGAGCAAAGGAACCAUGCGACCAUGUCCAGGCCAGUAUGAUGUGGGAAGCCAGCGCUCCACGCCUCUUGGCUCGUUGGUCGUUUCAGAAUUGGACCCAAUAGAGGCCAUUGCUCGCUUCGACUUCUCCGGACGGACCAACCAGGAGCUGUCAUUUAAGAAGGGCGCGUCUCUCCUCCUUUUCCAGCGAGCCAGUGAUGACUGGUGGGAGGGCCGACACAACGGAGUGGACGGACUGGUGCCUCACCAGUACAUAGUGGUUCAGGACAUGCCGGACGGGGGCAGAGGCAGUCCGAAGACUGAAGCGGAGUUGCAGGAGGAGAGAGUGUCUACUAGGGGCACUGCUGCCUCUCCUACUGGAGCUCAUGUAGCAGACAUCUACCUAGCCAACCUCAACAAGAUGAGGAAGAGGCCUGAGUUGGGGAGUAUCCGUAGGACCUUUUGGGGGUCUGAGGGAGUCCAGGGGGGUGAUGUGUCCCUGUCUGGGGCGACAGGAGGGGGCGUAAGGACGGCCAGUCUGCCAGUGGGAGGGGCUCUGGUGAAGGAGGGCGGCGACAAGCGACCGGUCAGCGCCCACAGUGUCCUCAACUCCUCAAUCACACGCCACUCCUCUCUCAAGACCAAGGUGGAGAGCCCUCAGUUCUGCAAGGCGACUACUACGGGCCGCUCUAAGAGCUUCAGCAACCACCGGCCCCUGGAUCCUGAGGUCAUCGCUCAGAUGGAGCCCACAUCACAGGAUAUCGAGGCAGCUAUGAGCUCUGCUCUGAGUGAGCUGAAAGAGCUGGAGAGGCAGAGCAGUGUCAAGCACACGCACACCCCCGACGUGGUGCUGGACACACUGGAGCAGCUGAAGGGUGUGUGUGGGGGUGGCGGGGCGUCCGAGCCCUCCAGUCCCCUCCACUCCCGUCUGCUGAGGGACAGCGAGGGCGCAGGGCCUCCACACUCACACCCCCUCCAACGCAGCGCCUCGUCCGCAAGCGACGUCCCCUCCUCCUUCCGCCCCUCCAAGCCCAGGAGCCCUCUGCCCUCUUCCGCAUCCUCCUCUCUCGCCUCCUCAGCCCUCUCUGCCUCCACUCCCUCCUUCCGAGAGCCUCGCCCUCCAGCCACGCGGCCCAAGCCGGUGGUCUUCCCCAAGGGUGGAGGAGGCGGCAGUCCGGCUAUGGGCUCCCCAACCACCACUGUCCCCCCAACCCCUCCUCCCCCACCCCCAUCCCAGCCCAACGACAAGUCCUGCCCUGCCUGAGUGCACUCUCUCUCUCUCACACACGCACACGCACACGCACACACACACACACACACACACACACACACACACACACACACACACACACACACACACUCCCCUUCGAUCCUCACACCCUGUCCCCAUCUCCUCUCACCCCAGUAAUAAGUGGGAUAGCUCCAAUCUUGGAUCAGCUUACCCUCGCAAACUCUUAACCAUUUAUGGGGAAAACCCCCGAACCAUAUGUAAAGAAUCCAUGACUCAACUCUGCCCCCUCUUGGUAGCUUCAGUCAUCACACCUACCUUCUGACUGACACGGACUAAUACAGAAAAUCAAACAAGGCAUCCAAAUGGACAAACAGCCUGACAAAAAGAGAUAUGGCGCCUGUACUGUAUAUACCGGUGUGAGGAGUGCCUGUGUGAGGUGUGUGUGUGUGUGUGUGUGUGUGUGUGUGAGGUGUGUGUGUGUGUGGCAUACCUUACACUUGAGUGAGAGCACCGUUUGAUUUUAAAUAGAUGGUGACAUUUAAGGACAUUUAUCCCCAACUGACCUUGAGAAUACUGGAGUGGACGGGAGGAGUGGUUCACCUGGUUGGCUGUGUGUGUGGCAGUGUGACUCCUGGAUUCCACACUCUCUGAGAACACACAGACCGACUGUGGAAACAGAGAACCCUAACUAACUCUGUAGAAACUCUGUGACCUGUUCACUCCGCUGCUUCAAGACUGGGGCAAGACUGGAUCUGCCAGCCUGGACAGAGAGAGAGAGAGAGAGAGAGAGAGAGAGAGAGAGAGAGAGAGAGAGUUGGACUGACAGAUGGAUGGAGGGACAGAGGACCAGAAGAUGCAGCAACUCCGGUGGAAAGCCGGGCUAUAUCGCCGAUAGAAAAGCUCUGGAGUAGAGUGCAGGGGGGGGAAUGCCUGCUUCUAUGUGAGGAGGAGAGUGCUGGGUUACAUCUCUGAUCCUCCGAGGUGUCUGGGCAGCAAGCGGCGUGUUGUGGGGAUUCAUCAUAACACAAAACGCUAACCCGUAGAGUUGCUUUACACAAGGGUCUUUUCUACUGUACUCUCCUAGACUCGACAUCCGGGCUUUUCAAUUAGCGGCCCUCAGUGGCCAAAGUAAUGCUGGUUCUCUUUACUAAGUGGAAAUUGAUUUGCCAGAGAGUCCAAUCACCUGUUUCCCGGGUGGGAAGGAGUCCCUAGAAUUGAAUGCAGUAGUGACGGGGCCCUCCAGGACCAGAAUUGAAUAGCCCUGUUCGACAUUCGGUACAACCAACAUAGUGCAACGCAACGCUUGUCUGGCUUUAAAGCAGCACCUCCUGCUGGUGCAUAAGGGCACGACAUGGCCUUGCUCAAUAACCCCCCUUUCUUUAGCAAUAAGAGUCUGACAGAGACUCAUCAACUCAGCAGCAUGCCAGGCCUGCUGCUUCUCUCUCCCUUAGAUUCCCGGCAUUAAUAUACACUCUAUUACAGAAGUAGAACACACACACACGCAUGCAUGACGUGUGUGUGUGUGUUCUGUGGCAGCUAAAUGCCUUUUCAGGUUCUCCUCGCAUGCUGGGGCCACAGCAGUCGCAGUGCUGACUGACUGACUGACUGACUGCGUCUAUCUACAAUACAAGCAAUGCACCUCUUCGACCAGCUAAUGAUGACUCCAAACAAAAUCGGCAAACAUGUUUGUUUUUCUCGUCUAUAUGUUUAAUAAUCAUGAUGAUUAACUGGAAAAGUGCAGACGAGGAAUCUCAGUGAGGUGGUAGAGUUUGUUUAGAUACGAGCACAAACAAACCUCGUCAAGCACAUUUGGAAUAAUUACACGAUGCUUCUUUUUCUCCCAGUUGUUAGUUAAUCCUCAGAAUAUGUCAUACUGAAUCGUGUCUGUCAGGGACUCUGCUCUUAGAACUGAAACUUAAAGGGAAAACCCACUCAAAUCAUUUGGUGUUUGUUUCAUUAGUCUACUGCUGAUACAGUCCCAAACUUGACUGCUGGCAAGCGAAACAUUUUUCAGGAUAAUUUGCGUCAUCAAUGAUGAUGUGGUUGGAGACACUUUGCUUCUUGAAACUCCCAACAUCUUGAAAACUUGACUGUUGACCUUCAAAACAGUUUGUGACUGUAUCAACAGUGGACUAAUGAAACAAAUACCAAAUUAUCGUUUUUUAAAGUGGAUUUGCCCAUUAACUGCGCAUCAUGAAGGGAACCAACGAAUGGCAGCUUUCUGGGGACAGGGGGACCAACAGGAAGGAGACACCACAGACAGCAGAGCCACUUCCUGUGUCACCAGAGCCACUGCUCACUAGAGAGAUGUUUGUGUGACUGACUAGUACUCAGUCCCAGUCAUUUCAGCCAUUUCUGGAAAAGUGUCACUCUCUCGUUCCUCUACCAAGAGCAUUGGUGUGUAUCAUGGCGGACCAGCGUCCAAUCAUUUAUUGGGAUUUAUAUAACCCAAUGACAUGAGUUAAAGCAACAGCCCCGAGGCCUGUUCUGUGGUGCUCGUCUUUAAGAGAACCUCUGCUGUGACUCCCUAACUGUCUGUUACUCUGACUGUCGCAUCACGUGGUCAACGUCAAAACGGUCCUGUCCUGUCUGUCACGGUGACAUCAUUUGCAUUUUCUGUAGUCCGAACUCUGAUUUGUGACAGAAUGUGACAGAAUGUUUUGAUUGGUCAAGGUCAGUGGGAGGCGGGAUGCUCUAGUGAUUGACAGCUCUAACGCCCGGUCUGAGAUCAGGAUCGUCAAUGACAGGGCUCAAGAGAACCCUCAGGGGAGAAGAGAAGAACAACUAGUUAAGACAGUUUCUGUCUUUCCCCCUCUCCUUAUCACCCUCCUCUCUUAGUACCUUUCUCCUUCUCCUAGCAUUCUCCCUCUGUUCCCACAGACACACACCUUUUCUUUACAAAUAUCCCUCUCUCUAGUUCCUCCCUUAUUCCUUCCUCCCCACCCUGCAAACCCCAGGUAUAUAAUUGUAUUAUUGCAAUCCCAAAUGCUCUGUAACAGGUGGUUGAUUUCUUAAAUGUAAUGUUUUAUCUCUGUGUGUAUUUUCAGAUGUGUUUUACAUAGGGUUGCUCCCCUUACCUCAUCUUUGGCCACUGGGGCGAUUAGGCAUCAACACACAUGUCAUACGAACACACACUUAUGGGUGAUGCUUUGUGGUUGGAGUCUCUGUUCACCUGGCUUCGCUGUAUAGGAGCCGGGAGCCUCAGUCUCCACACCGUAUUAUCAGUUGAGCUCAAAUCAUUCAUUGCACACUUGAAAUUACAGUGUGCUCACGGACUGAUUUGAGCGAUGAUGAUUUUUAAAAUUCUGAUUUAACUAUUGUUAAAUAUGCAUUUCUUGCCCAUUUGAAAACACGGGACCUAAAAAAAAAAAAAAAAUGACUGUAAUGUCAAAUAUAUUUAUAGUUGUCUCUGUAUUACCGGAGAAUCCUAUGUUAAGAUGUACUUUGUACAUACAAUGUUGUACAUUACAGAGGUACACUGUUUUUCUGGUACAAUAUUGUACAGUAAUAGCAAUAGUAGCUUAAUCAAAUAGGUCUUAUAUAAUUCUAUGUCUAGUUCUUGUAGUAGACUCUUUUUUUUUUUAAAUAAACAUCUCUUGCUAUAAAAGG